Lingula anatina is the source of this 687-nucleotide messenger RNA. RefSeq names its product neuronal pentraxin receptor-like. The record is from RefSeq and is a predicted model, not a curated record. NCBI's taxonomy places the organism in Eukaryota, Metazoa, Brachiopoda, Lingulata, Lingulida, Lingulidae.
AUGUUUGGACAUUUCCUGGUAACAGCGUUGGCCUUGUCUUAUUGUAUUGGCGGCGGAGCAGCAAUCCCAGGGACAGAAGGCUCUUGGGUUCUGAAUUUCCCUGAACCAAGUAGCACCUUCUCUUGGUCACAUCUACAGGCGACCACCCCCGAUCUGAAUGCCUUCACAGCCUGCGUAUGGAUCAAAACCAUCACAAGCGGCCCCAUUCUAUCCUACGGCUCAGAGAGUUGUCGCCAGUGUAUUGAACUUGGAUACAGCCCCGUUGGUCAGGGCUACUCGGUUGUCUUGAAGGGCGACAGCGUUCUGGAUGAGUCAUCUCGCGCUGAAGCACCCCUACCGGCCGAUGGGAACUGGCACCACUGGUGUGUGGUGUGGAGUGGUGCCAAGAGAGAGAUUAAUAUCUACAGGGAUGGUCUCCACGCGCUGAAACGCCCUGUUAAAAUUUCACGUAUACCUGGAGGUGGUAAGUGGGUGGUUGGACACACCCAUCACGAGGCAACACCUGAUUGUCCUCCUAAACAUCCAUCAUUCCUGGGAUUCGUCGGUGGCGUCAACGUCUGGGACCAUGAUAAAGUCGACAUCCCCGGCUUGGCAAUUUGUGCCAAUACUGACGAGGGGAGUCUCAUUUCUUGGGAUACCGUCACCAAAUCUAACUUCAAGGUCGAGACAUAUAAAGAAUACUGUUAA